Helicoverpa armigera (cotton bollworm) is the source of this 1279-nucleotide messenger RNA. It is a transcript of the gene bisc, whose product is annotated as TM2 domain-containing protein CG10795. The record is from RefSeq and is a predicted model, not a curated record. Bases 203 to 802 code for a protein of 199 amino acids. NCBI's taxonomy places the organism in Eukaryota, Metazoa, Arthropoda, Insecta, Lepidoptera, Noctuidae. The transcript is spliced from 4 exons.
GUCACUGUCAAAUGGGUCUGUUUGCGUAUGUCAUGCAGCCAAUUCUCAAGUGAAUCACGAAGAAAAACAAAAUAAAUAUACUCUAAUAACAUUAAUAAUUAAAGCUGGGUGGCGUUAUAAACGCGUUUAAAGAAUGCGCACUUGCCAGUUAAUAAUUUGUUAAUCGGGUUUUAAAAUCGCUACCUGACUAUCAAACAAAAACAUGUUACGAAUAUAUGUCGUGCAAUUUUGUUUAUUGUUUCUAUAUGCACGGGUUGGGGCGGCUUCAGAUGAAGCUAAAGCUGAUAAAUCAGUGACAGUAGACUGCAGCACCCUGCGGUUAGGUCAAUACAUUUGUCCAGACCCGAACGUUGAUCAAAUUGAUCCCGAUACUCAGCAGUUUAAGGGAUGCGUUAAAGGGAAGGAAAUUCCAUCAGAAGGGGAAGCAGAUGUGCUAUGUAUAGCAGCAGAAGGAAUAAUCUGCAAUGAGACAAACAAUUCCACAUUUACAAGAAAGUUGCCAUGUAAAUGGACGAAUGGUUAUUCUCUAGAAAUAGCGUUACUCCUAUCUGUAUUCUUGGGUAUGUUUGGACUGGACAGAUUCUACCUGGGUUACCCAGGAAUUGGACUGGCUAAACUCUGUACUUUGGGGUUUAUGUUUCUGGGACAACUGUUGGAUAUAAUACUUAUCGCUGCACAGGUGGUUGGUCCAUCAGAUGGUUCAGCGUAUGUAAUUCCUUACUAUGGAGCUGGUGUGACCGUAGUCCGCAGCACCAACGAGACAUACCUGCUUCCCCAAGCAGACUGGCACAACAUCACUUGACAGUGGGGAACAAUAUCAUUCGAGGACGAUGAGGACUAUGAAUGGACAUAAGAACCUAUGUGUGUGUUUGAACAUUGACUGACUUGAUAUAGUUUGUGUAAAUACAAUUUUAUGUUAUAAGGACAUGAGUGAUUCUGUGUAAAGAGGUUUUUAUUCAAAUGAUACCAAAUACAGAUGGACUUGGAUAUAAAACUUGUAAAGUUGUAAUAACCUGUUUGGUUAGCUUAUGAAUAACAGUAUAUGCUUUUGAUACAACACUGUAGAUUCCUUCUAUGAAUAAUGUAAUCUAAACUUACCAGAUGCUUAUAAUAAUUUCAGUAAAUGUACAUAAAAAAAAUGUUAUGGAUAAUUCCAUCAGUACAUAUUCAUAUUUACUUAGAUAUUCUAAAUCAAUUAUGUAACUUUUAUACAGAUAUUGGGUAUGACUGCAGAUUCUGUACAGUUCUAUAAUUAUGUUAAAAAUAAAAUAUAAAACAC